UUGCGCAUGCGCAGUCAGUGUCCCCUUCUGAAAGCGUCAGUUUGAAGCGUCAGCAGUGUUAAAGGUUGUGAAGUGAUUUAAAGGCUUAUUGUUCCUUUGGUACGUGUUUAUAAAGCACAGUGUUGGAGGAUGACGAGCGGCUCGAAUAAGAAGAAAGAAGAGGUUUAUGUGUCUAACGGAGGACUGAAGCAGUCACCAUGGAGCAAAGCGCUGAGGAGCAGAGCGCUGUGGGACGACAAGGAUGAGUUUUUAGACGUGGUUUACUGGUUCAGACAGAUCAUCGCCAUCAUCCUGGGAGUCAUCUGGGGCAUCGUUCCACUGAAGGGCUUCCUCGGAAUUGCCAUCUUCUGCGUGGUGAACGCCGGCGUCCUGUACGUUUACUUCAGCAGCUUCCAGCAGGUGGAUGAAGAGGAGUACGGAGGAACGUGGGAACUCACCAAAGAAGGCUUUAUGACCUCUUUUGCUUUGUUCCUGGUGGUGUGGAUCAUCUUCUACACAGCUCUACAUUAUGACUGAGGUUCACAGGAGAACCUGCUCUAAAGCAGUGUAGUACACUCGGCUGUACAGUGGGGUCCUGAACGGGCUGCACACGGCCGGCACUGGGCUUUACACAUGUCACCAGCAGCACACCGGAGCUUCCUGACCCAGGUGCAUUGUGGGUCCUCUGCUCUGAACCACUUCCUGAUCGGCGGCUCAUCGAGUUUUUAAGCUAACGCCCGUCCAGUGCACUGCCAUGUGUUCUGAUUCAACGCUAUAUUCUCUCUCUCUCUCUCUCUCUCUCUCUCUCUCUCUCUCUCUCUCUCUCUCUCUCUCUCUCUCUCUCAUUUUUUUCCACUCUUUGUAUGAAUGACUUUAUAUUUAGUUUGUAAUUGAACUUUAUUUCCCAUUACUCCAGUCUUACUUCUAACUAAUUUAAAAACCAAUGUAAAUGAUGUACAGUUUCAUUUUAAGUGUGUUUCCUGACUCUGUCUGGCGCGAUUAGAUUUCUCGUACGUCUCAGUAUUUCACAGAGGAAUUUAUACGAAUGCAGACGGAGCCGUGGAGGUUUCUGUGCUGCUGAUACGCACAAGGUGUUACGUUCAGCUCACUCAUGUGUUUCUCUGACGAGUCACAUUAAUGUUUUCAAUCCUGUGGCUUUUUUCCCCUCUGAUUCCCAACAGGACCGAGAUGAAUCCGAAUCUGACGCUCAUAGGGUAUUAAUAUACGGAGCGAGGCGAUUAAUUAGGAAUAUAUUUUAGAAAAAAAUAAGUGUUUAACAUUUUCUUUGUUUAAACAUCUGUUUUCAGGUGCAUUUUUUUUUGUUUCCUCAUAUUUUUUGACAUGAUUUUUACAGAUCAGCAGGAAAAAUGUCUACUUUUGUCUCACAUGUCUUAAAAUGACCGUUUAUGAUGUAAUAAAACCGUAAAUCACA
This is a messenger RNA of Tachysurus fulvidraco (yellow catfish), 1411 nucleotides long. RefSeq names its product RAB5 interacting factor (gene rab5if). The transcript is spliced from 4 exons. Lineage: Eukaryota; Metazoa; Chordata; Actinopteri; Siluriformes; Bagridae. Bases 130 to 516 code for a protein of 128 amino acids. The record is from RefSeq and is a predicted model, not a curated record. Gene Ontology annotation, biological process: mitochondrial respirasome assembly.